ACGUUAUUCAAGUAUCAUAUAAAGUGGCUUAGAAAUUAUCCUAUGAGAAUCACUUAUUCGUACAGAUAAAAUUAAAUGAGUACGGAAUAAGAAUGUCUGGGAUGUAAUUUCAAGCUAGUGGCCUAUCUAAUUUUAGAACAAAUGUUCAAAUUAUGUUUUAUUUAUCAUUUUAUAAUGAUAAAUACGCAUGUGGCUAUUAAACAUAUUUCGGAAGUUUCAAAAUUGAAAUUUUGAAGUGAGUGUCCGAUGUAUGAGGUGUGAGCUUGGUCAAUAUUGUUUGUGAUCCUAAUUUCUUGGAUGGUGGAUGCAAAUUGAUAGGACCGCACUCAAAUUGAUAUAUUUUAUUUUGAUUUCCAAAUUUAAAAAUCUAUCCACAUGCAUGCUCUCGGUUAAUACACAUACGUAUGAAUAAAAGCCAGUCUACACUCCGAUUCAUUUUUGCUUACUUACGCAAUACAGAGCACUGAGAAGAAUAGAAAAGGCUUCAUUUUUUUUUCUUUCACUGAUUUUACCCUUGUACCGAGAGCAUAUUAAAUCCAUAGCAUCCUCAUAAAGUUUUUAUCUACUUAACGAGUCUACGGCAUAUUGGGCAACGGUCGAAGGUUUCAGUCAAGGUAGCUACAAGUCUGAAACGGUGUAGGAUUAUCCUGGGAGCGAGUUGGCCAGUCCCGUUCGAGUAGCUAUCGAGAUACGGGGGCUAUCUUUCUUCAAGGCCAGUCCGAAAGAUAUUAUUUCUCGAGUUUUGAAAAUCCAAUAUGACGAACUUGGAAAAUGCUGCUACUUCUGAAAACGUUGUUGUUGAGAAUAAUGUGAAUGAAACCCCUGAAAAUAAUGUUAAUUCUGUGUUUGUGACUAAUUCUGGUGACACACCUGAAUUUGUUGCUACGGGCUCUCACAGGGUUGAUUUGACGGGAAUGCCUGAAAAAUUUUCCGGGCAUUUUUUCAAGCGUUGGCAACAACGCAUGAAAAUUUGGUUAAUCACCAAGGGAUUGCUCUCGGUAAUUAUGACGGUGUGUCCCCCCAUUGUCGAGUCUGAUCCCAAAAGUCUUGAACGCCAAACUUUAUGGCGUGAGAGGAAUGAAAUAGCCAAAGGAAUGAUAUUGUUGGGACUCUCCGACAUGUUAUUUGAUGUCUAUUGCACCCUCCACGGCACGGCUAAAGACCUUUGGGAUGAGUUGGAUAGGAAAUAUAAUACUGAUGACCACGGUCUAGAAAAGUAUAUUGUUUCCAAAUUCUUGAGAUUCGACAUGAAAGAGGGAAAAUCUGUUUUAGAACAAACACAAGAAUUUGAGCUUAUCUUACAUUCUCUCCGUGAAGCAGAUAUGGAAUUGCCUGAAAAAUUUAAAGUCAUGGCUGUAAUUGAAAAAUUCCCCAAAUCGUGGGAAGAUUUUGGUUUGACUUUAAAACACAAAAUGAAAAAGAUAACUUGGAAAAGUUUGAUGCAUUCCAUUACUGUUGAGGAAGAACAUAAGAAAGCGGGUUAUAUUGUGCCUGUUGAAUUUCAGCCAAAGGCUCAUGUUGUAACCGGGGGAAAGCAGUCACAAAAUUCUAAAAAUAAACAACCAUCAUCUUUUAAACCAAUAAAGGCCAAAUUAAAAAUUGCAAAGAAACCAAAGGCAAACCGGCCAUGCUGGAACUGUGGACAGAUGGGGCAUUGGGCCAAAUUAUGCCCAAAUAAAAAGGCUAAGGCUCAAUCUGGUGGACCUCAAGUCAACGUGGUGACUGGAGGAACUAGUUCCGAUGGCCUGCGGUUGGAAGAACAGUGAUGAUGGGAAACACAAGUGCUGCUAGUGUGCAUGGAGUUGGAAAAGUAGAAAUAAAAUUUCCUUCGGGAAAAAUACUUACUUUGCAUGGAGUGCAUCACGUUCCCGAAAUUAGAAGGAACAUUGUUAGUGGUUCCAUUCUAGUUAGGGAGGGUUAUGAGUUAUCUUUUAAAUUUAAUAAAGUUGUAAUUUUAUUUGGUGGACUUUUUAUUGGCAAGGGUUACUUGUCGGAUGGACUUUUUAAGAUUGUGGUUGAUUAUUUUGAAUUAAAUUAUGUAUCUGAGAAUUGUGAUUCUUCAACUUUAUGGCAUUAUCGUUUGGGUCAC
Cuscuta epithymum is the source of this 2089-nucleotide messenger RNA. NCBI's taxonomy places the organism in Eukaryota, Viridiplantae, Streptophyta, Magnoliopsida, Solanales, Convolvulaceae. The record is from the annotation of a GenBank genome assembly.